Saccoglossus kowalevskii is the source of this 354-nucleotide messenger RNA. RefSeq names its product integrator complex subunit 4-like. NCBI's taxonomy places the organism in Eukaryota, Metazoa, Hemichordata, Enteropneusta, Harrimaniidae. Gene Ontology annotation, cellular component: integrator complex. Gene Ontology annotation, biological process: snRNA processing. The record is from RefSeq and is a predicted model, not a curated record.
GUCUACUUGUCUUCCACAUAGAUGCCACAAUCUGAUGGUACUCUGUCAGACAGGGAGGAUGAAAGUAGCAGCAUGUCUACUGAUCCAUCAAUAUUUCUACAACAAACACUGGAUAAAAUGAAAAAUAUUGACCAGUUAGAUAAAGAAAUGGAAGAAAAACUGAUGAAAAUGAUUAUCAGAGAUUUAAAUCGAGUUGCAGAGCUUCAGCCAUCAUUGGCAGCGAAUGCUGAAUUCUCUUCACUGUAUAUUCAAUGCCAGCUACUGCUCACAAAGGCAUUAAAAGACAAACAAUGGGCAAUUCCUAUGCCAAUGUGUUCACAGGAGAGUGUUAUGGCAAUGGCUUCUGUCAACCAG